AUGUCUGCAGGUUCCUGUACGCGGAACCAAACGGCGCUAACAACAGACUGCAACUCGCUCUGUCCCCAAGGUCGCCCAUGCAUCGCGUAUGCUGCUGGUGAUGAAGGCGAAUGCUCGACUGUAGCUUCGACGCUCGGAAACUGCACCGCAGACGACUUCUGCGCAUAUGAGUGCUUUGCCACUGGCCCAGACGACUUUGCAGCGAAUGGAGCAAUCGAUUUCAGCGUUUAUACUUUUUUUAUCCCGUUUAGCAACGAGGUGGAGGCGGUGGCGGGGAUUUUGACAACGGAAUAUCCGUCCAAAUCCAAUGACGCACUGCAGCACAUUGAAGUACUGGAUUUUAUGGAGUCCACGACUGGAGUUGUGCUAUCUGGAGGCUCGAGUCUCUUUAGUGUAAGGGGGAAAGUGGCGAAAAUGCAACUCCCGCAAGACCUCUUCGCUACGGACACGCAAUUGCGAAAAGUGACAUUGGCAAAUCUAGGAUUGGAGCAGAUUCUCAAGUCCUCGUUGCCGUCAGGACUCGUGAAUUUGACGAUCUCCAACUGCCUUAUGACGAGUUAUCCGGACGAUCUACACACAAUGAAGGAGCUUGAAAAUCUGCAUAUCUUUCAUCUGGAUCGCACGCGCAUGGAACUUCAUGGUGUGCAACGAGCACUUGUAGCAAAGUUCUGGGGUGAUAGCUUCGAGUACGAGGAGUGUCAGUGUCAUGUCACUUUGAACUUACGUUUUGUCACUUUGAUUUUACCUGUCGCCAUUUUGAAGUUGAAUAUAUGUUUUAUUAGCCUUUCUUUUAUCACUUUGCUGACGUUUUUAGCUCUUCGACGCCUCGAUCUACGUGGAAAUAACUUCACAAAUAUCAAGCUUACAGCCGCACAAUUCAAUUUUCUCCAAGCACUCGACGAAUUCGACGUCGACUCGUUUGGCGACGUCAUCUGCAACACGACACAGACGCUACAAACCAGCAGCCACACACUAGACGUAUGUGUGCUAUCACCCGAAUCCAUAGAAGAACAGUCAUCGAACAAGGCACUCAUCGCCGGGGUCAUGGCUACAUCCUUCGUGCUACUUUUUAUCCUCGGUAUCAUCUUCGUGUUCCGAUAUCUUCGUCACCGAGCGAUAAGUUUAAAACCAGGAUCUGAGAUCGUCAAUCUGCGUCAAGAGUUGAUAAGUUCCACAGAAGAGACACCUCCAUACAAAUAUCAUCAAAGAGUAGAACGCCAUUCUACCAACUCGACUCCGAGAGACCCUGCACCUCGACAUGUGUUCCCUUACGAACACGAGCUUGAAAUGUUGCUCCUCAACGUAGAGGAGCUCGAAUACAUUCGUAAAUUCGACAACGAGCGUCGUUCUCGAGACCCUAGCCGCGAGGCCUUCUUAACACGCUUCCGUGGCUCCAGAUUUCUCGUCUGUAAAAGAUUGCAGCAAAAAGAUCUCGGUGAAACGUCAGAGAUGCAACACUUUGCUGAGGAGAUCCAUCUUGCCGCUUCUCUCGAUCAUCCACGAAUCGUAGCGCUUGUGGGCGUUAUUUGGAGUCGAAUGUACGGUCUGGAGGCGUUAUUUGAGUACAUGGAAGGCGGCAAUCUGCGUGUAUAUCUGGAUAAAGCUGAGACAACGACCGAGUUUAAAGGAUGGCGCUCUCAAAGUGCCUGGAAGUUGCAAGUCGCUUUCGAUGUGGCUGAAGCGUUGGCUUAUGCUCACGCGUUCAAGCCCACGUUGGUACAUCGGAAUCUCACGUCACACAGCGUUUUAUUGUCUUCUUCACCAGAUUGUCGUGCUCUACUGGAUAAUUUUAUAAUUGCUAUAAAAGGAUAUCCCAGUACGUCCACCAUCGAUAUUUCACAUCGAGACGAGCGAUGGCUGUCGCCAGAAGUUAUCACGGGCACUGCAGACUACAGUCCUGCAGCGGAUAUUUAUGCGUUUGGAGUCAUUUUAUCAGAGAUUGAUACGCAUUCCGCGCCCUACGAGAAUACUGGAAGUGGCAGACAAAAUCUAAGCGAUGUGGAGAUUCUAGAUCUCGUGGCAUCGGGUAAACUGCAUCCUGUAUUCACGCUAGGAUGCCCGACAGGAGUUCGGGAGCUGGCUGAGAGAUGCUUGAGUCUUGAGACCGCAGAUCGCCCUACCGCACUGCAAGCUGUCGUCGUUCUACGCACACUACUUUCGGAAAAAAGUUGCACGCACUUUUGUUGA
Molecule: messenger RNA, 2187 nt
Organism: Phytophthora infestans T30-4
Lineage: Eukaryota; Oomycota; Peronosporomycetes; Peronosporales; Peronosporaceae
Product: protein kinase
Exons: 5
Coding region: 1-2187 (728 amino acids)
Biological process (GO): protein phosphorylation
Molecular function (GO): ATP binding; protein kinase activity
Source: RefSeq, a predicted model, not a curated record